Molecule: messenger RNA, 1653 nt
Organism: Lodderomyces oxycetoniae
Lineage: Eukaryota; Fungi; Ascomycota; Pichiomycetes; Serinales; Debaryomycetaceae
Exons: 1
Coding region: 1-1653 (550 amino acids)
Molecular function (GO): protein binding
Source: RefSeq, a predicted model, not a curated record
AUGACCACUCCAACUCCAACCUCAAAACCUGUAAAUAGAUUGGUUCUACUAUAUGGAGAACCAAAGUAUUAUCAUACGAUCAUUCAACUCAAAGAGUUAAGAGAACUAACCAACAAUUAUGUAUCUGUAAUUGAAGUAAACAAUAUUGAAAAAGUUUUAGAGGAAACUACAAUCUCAUCGAUAUACUUUGACCAUUUCCAUAUUUGCAUAGAGUUUGGUAAAGGAGUUAACCCAAACAUGAACAAGAUUAGUGAGUUUUUGAAAAGUUAUGCCGAUAUGAUUGGUAAAGUUGGUGACAUUGGCUACCACAUUCACUUUCAACCAGGUAAGGAAUGGAGCCAGUAUUCACAAGAAGAACUCAACGAGUAUAGCAACUUUCUAAAGACUCUCAAGGAAGUUGCAGGUGAAAAAGUCACUCAUUGCUCCAUAGUCAACAAGUAUGAUAUGGAUGCAAUAAAUCUUACAGGAAGAGAUGAACUAGAACAAUUACGCAAGGAGAUUCAACUGGAUAUAGCAUAUUGGGAAAACCUUAAAACCUUGGAUUACAGUGAGAGUAGCUUGAGAUCUUUUCCUGCAAUAGACUUGCCAGAGACCCUUGAGAAUUUAAAUAUUGGGGGCGGAUACGCUCUAAAUACAUUAUCGGGAUUCAAGAUGCCUCGGGGACUAAAGGUCUUAGUAGCCGGCCAAGGUGCCAUUGCUACUCUUGAUAAUGUGCAGUUUCCUGACACCCUAGAGAGGCUUGAGCUACAGGAUAACAAGAUCUACUUUCUCGAAUACACACCACUUCCUCAAGGUUUAAGACAUUUAGAUUUGUCACGAAAUCGACUAGAGGAUAUUUGGAAUGUGAAUUGGCCUAGCCAUUUGGAAUCCUUGAAUCUCGGCUUUAAUCCUAUUGAAAAUAUGAGGGGUGUCAAGCUCCCGUCAAAGUUAAAAUACCUUGAACUUUCUAACCUCCCCAGUGAGUCAAUGGCUGGGGUCAAGUUUCCAGACCUGCUCCAAGUUCUAAAUCUCCAAUCCUCCAUGACUAGUGCACGUGGUUUAAAACUUCCGUCAAACCUCAAAGUCCUAGUGUUAACGGGGAACGGAAUUAAUAGUGUGAAUCCGUUAAAAUUGCCAAACUCGAUCGAGAUCUUGUAUUUGAAUCUGAAUAAUAUUAAAACACUAAAUAAAGUGCUGCUACCGCCAACACUUCGAGAACUAUACUUGGGAGACAAUCUUUUGACGACAUUAAAAAAUGUUGUAUUUCCAGAGUCAUUAGAAGUGCUUGAUUUGGAGAAUGACCCAGAGUCGUACAAAAACGAAAAACAGAUUAUCACCUUGAGAGACAUUAUUCUUCCGCCCAACUUGAAGAUCUUGAGAUUGGGUUAUCAUGGUAUAAGAAUUCUUGAGAAUUACGAGUUUCCAAAUAGUCUACGCCAUUUAAGUUUGGCCUACAAUGAGUUGAAAUAUGUGAGAAAUCUCAAAUUUGGAGAUCAAUUAAAAGUUUUGGACUUGAGCGGCAAUCCAGAGCUUUCGUUUCUUGAAAAUUUCGUACUCCCUGAAUCAUUGACCGAGUUGCGCGUUUCUCCUUCGUUAAUUCCGAAUUUGCCUGCUUAUAUCAUUGAAAGAGCCAACAACAAUUCUCUACUAUUGAAGAAAACAAUGGAUCUAUAA